Arabis nemorensis is the source of this 1059-nucleotide messenger RNA. The record is from the annotation of a GenBank genome assembly. NCBI's taxonomy places the organism in Eukaryota, Viridiplantae, Streptophyta, Magnoliopsida, Brassicales, Brassicaceae.
AUGGACCGCAAAAUCUUUUCGUAUUCAUUUCUUUCUUGUCUUGCAAUCUUAACUCUUCUCUUUAACGACUUCGUAUCCUCGUUUCCUUCGGGAUAUAACAAUGGUUAUAAUAAUGGUCACGGAUCAUAUGGAAUUAGCACUAGUAAUCUCGACUAUCGAUUCUAUGACCGGUCUUGUCCUCGUCUUCAGACGAUUGUUAAGUCUGGUGUAUGGAAAGCUUUUAAAGAUGAUUCUAGAAUCGCUGCGUCUCUUCUUCGUCUCCAUUUUCACGAUUGUUUUGUCAAUGGUUGUGAUGGCUCUAUACUUCUAGACGAUUCAGAGGAUUUCAAAGGAGAGAAGAACGCUGGACCAAACCGAAACUCAGUUCGUGGCUACGAAGUUAUUGAAGACAUCAAAACUGAUAUCGAAACUUCUUGUCCAUUAACUGUUUCAUGCGCCGACAUAGUUGCUCUUGCAGCUAGAGAAGCCGUUGUCCUCACCGGAGGACCGUUUUGGCCAGUUCCUUUGGGGCGAAGAGACUCUUUAACGGCGAGUGAGCAAGCCGCAAAUACAAAUCUGCCUUCUCCGUUUGAGCCAUUGGCGAAUAUAACAGCCAAGUUCGUGAACCUUGGACUCGACCUCAAAGAUGUUGUUGUCCUCUCAGGAGCCCAUACUAUAGGAUUUGCUCAAUGUUUCGUGUUCAAGCACAGGCUCUUCAACUUCAAAGGCUCAGGCCAGCCAGACCCGAACCUAGCCGCUUCCUCGGCUCUUCUCUCUAAGCUAAAGGACACGUGUCCUAACGUGGACUCAUCAGACUCUAAGCUCGCUGCUCUUGAUGCAGUUAGUUCCGUCAAGUUUGACAAUGCUUAUUAUGUGAACCUAAUGAAUAACGUAGGACUGCUCGAUUCCGACCAAACCUUAAUGACGGAUUCUACGUCUGCCGCCUUGGUGAAGUCGUACAGCGAGAAUCCUUACUUGUUUUCGAGGGACUUUGCGGUUUCAAUGGUUAAAAUGGGGAAAAUUGGAGUUAUGACCGGAAGUGAUGGAGUGAUUAGAGCAAAAUGUGGAUUUCCAGGUUAA